This is a messenger RNA of Arachis stenosperma, 2523 nucleotides long. RefSeq names its product transcription termination factor MTERF15, mitochondrial. Gene Ontology annotation, biological process: regulation of DNA-templated transcription. NCBI's taxonomy places the organism in Eukaryota, Viridiplantae, Streptophyta, Magnoliopsida, Fabales, Fabaceae. The record is from RefSeq and is a predicted model, not a curated record. The transcript has 3 exons. The coding region runs from base 676 to 1974 and encodes 432 amino acids. Gene Ontology annotation, molecular function: double-stranded DNA binding.
AUGCCAGAGUCCCCGCCGACGGCAUUGUUGCUCCGUUAUCCACAUUUCCUUCUACUUCGUUCAACUCCUGCGUCGCCACCCGCGUCUCUGCCCUCUCCCUCACGCACCUCUACCAAGUUCCAAAAGUCUUCCAUCGCACAACCCUUCCUUGAUAAACCUAGCCUCAUCGCGCCGCCGUUCGUCUCACCCUAGCCGCCCGUCGCGCUGCCCUCCUGUCUCACCGUGGUCGUUCGGUAAUUCUCUUUCCCGUCAUCCGUCCGUCGUGUGCGUCUACAGCUCGCCAGUGUUCGUCGCCAGCUCGCCAGUGUUUGUCUCGUCGUCCGUCGCUCUCCCUCAAGCUGCUCACUGCCCUCGCCGAAGAAAACACAACACCCCCUAAACCCAUCAGAGCUGCAGCCACCUUCAAACAGAACGUGUGCCAGCCCCCACCACUAUCGCCGCCAGCGGUUGCCAUCGUCGCCUCUCGAAGGUCUGCUCGGAGCUGUUGGCGUCUCCGUUUUUGUCCUCAUCGUCAAGCCUCUGUCUUCGAGCCCCCCCUCUCUCUCUGUCCGAGCAUACUUUCCUUCCUCUCUCGUCGUCACUUCCCUUCCUCCCUUGCCGGUUUGUUUAUUACAUCAGAGAAGACCGAUUGCCCAACAUUGAGGAGGGGGGAACAAUGCACGAGAGGCAUUCACAAUGGCAGCAACAAGAAGCAUUGGCAAUGCUAUCCUCCGAAACCACUCCCUCUGUUUCUCCACUGCUUCUUGUUACCGGAAACAGAUUUCCCUCGCCAGUCUCUUCCAGAGGUACGGUUUCCCCCCUUCCGAAAUUUCCCACUUCAUCUCCAACAACUCCUUUCUCUUAGAUUCCAACAUACCUGAACUUGAGAAAUCACUCGCCACUCUCUUCUCCUUCCGAAUUCCCCAAAAUGCCAUUGUCUCCCUCAUUCGCAACUGCCCUGCUGUGUUGGAACCCAAGUUCCUCCAAAACUGGGAGCAGGGAUUGUCGAAGCUCAAGGCCAUGAACCCUUCCUCAUCCAUGAUUGUGAACUUCUUGGAGUGUUCAAGAAGAUUCCAACUGGACCCGGUUGAGGCUUCCAAGAAAGUCGAGGCAUUGAAGGGCUUGGGAUUUUCUGAUGACGUUGUGUCGAAGAUUUUGGAGGGUUUUCCGAGCGUGAUUGCAGUGAGCAGGAGGCAACUUGCUUCUGCGAUUGAGUUUCUGGUGGAAUUUGGGAUUCCGAGGGAUGAGGUGGUUGAUCGAGUUGUGCGGUUGAACCCAAGGGUUUUGGGAAUUGGGGUUGAGCAGAGGUUGAAGCCCCUGAUUCGUGAAUUGGAGGAGUUAGGAUUUCCUAAGCACGAAAUUAGGACCGAGGUAGUUAGGGUGCCAAGGAUUCUGGGAAUGGAGAUUGGGGAAUUUUCACGGUGUUUGCGGUUGCUAGAGGGUUUGAAGUGUAGGGAAGCCAUCAAAGAGAGGAUUUUUCAGGAUGGUUUGCUGCGGGCUUGUUUUGAAGUGAAGUUAAAAGUGGAUUGCUUGUGCGAUCACGGAUUGAUUCGAAGUGAUGCUUUGAAGUUGUUAUGGAAAGAGCCAAGGUUGAUAACCUAUGAUGUAGAGUCCAUUGAGAAAAAGAUUGGGUUCUUGGUGCAGAGGAUGAAUUAUAGUGUUGAUUGUUUGCUUCAUGUUCCUGAGUACUUGGGUGUGAACUUUGAGAAGCAGAUUGUUCCUAGGUACAAUGUGAUGGAGUACUUGAAAGCGAAAGGCGCCCUUGGUUUCGAGGUUGGACUAAAGGACAUGGUAAAGCCAACCAGGCUUAGAUUUUACAAUCUUUAUGUCAAGCCCUAUCCAGAGUGUGAAAAGAUUUAUGGGCGGUUUUCUGGAAUUACCAAAGUUAAAAGUAAGCAUCCACCUGGUCUAUGGAAACUCUUUAAACCUCCCAAGUUCCUGACAACCGAUGAAGAUGCGAAGAAUUUGAAGUCAUUCAUGGACACACUGGUAUAGUGAUCUAAUCUGAUCCCUGUUAUUUGAUUGUUACAUCAUGGAUUUUUCUGAGCUUUAUCUAGAAUUGUCAUUAUUUCUCUUGGUUGAAUGAAUGGGUCAUGAGAAUCCUUCUCCUUACAUUCAUGCAGAAAUAGGCCAUCAUUUGCACCUUAGCUCAUAAUAUUUUUACUUGGUUUGCAACAAGCUUCAUGUAAAUUUGCAUCAAAGAAACAAUUGUAGUAAUAAUUCAUUUUAAGGAUUCUUAAUUUAGCAAGCUGCUAACUACAUUCUCUAGUUGCUUUCUUCAAACUGGGGAGUGUUCAAGUUUAAGCAUAUAGAUGUUGGAGUAGAAAGCCUAGAGGAAUCUCAUUUAUCAGAUUCUGAGUUGUAUAAAUUUGGUAACAAAAUUUAUUCCCACCAAUGUUAAGUAAGGAGUUAAGGACUAUUAUGAGUAUUUUCCAUCCUGCCCCAUAUUAAUGUAAUUCCUAUCUCCUACAAAUUUGGUAGACAGUAUUUGUUAGAUAAUGACAUAAAUCUUAACAUAAUUUUAUGCUGACAAUAUAUUUUAUU